Blepharisma stoltei is the source of this 243-nucleotide messenger RNA. The record is from the annotation of a GenBank genome assembly. Lineage: Eukaryota; Ciliophora; Heterotrichea; Heterotrichida; Blepharismidae.
AUGGAGAUAAAUAUUUUAAGGAAGUUUUGACGCUGUUACUCAAAAGGAUUUAAUCGACUGACUUUUAUUUGUAUUAUUUUAAAUGCCAUUUUUAAAUUUUUGCUUGAAAUACUUAGAGAAGUUUCUAGCGAUUUAAUAUUUACUGCAUUUGUUGAAGCUAGUUAUUUUGCUCAAGCUUUGAGAAAGCUCAUGCACUUUUUUAGAUUUCUCUAUAUUCAUGCAGUUUUACAGUUUUUAAAUUAA